AUGGCCGCUCGCGUAGACUACAACGCGCUGAAGGCACGGACACUUGGGUCAGGUGAAGACGAGGAGGCCGUAACUGUGAACACAAGAGCUUUGAUAGACAAAGUUCUUGCAAGAUACUCCGGAGAAUGGACCGUACUUCGAGAACUACUACAAAACGCAGCUGACGCUGGCGCCACCAAAGUGACAAUCAAAUUUGAGACAUAUCCUUCCGCUACGGUACCACUGCCCCAGACUGGAAGCGCUUCUGAUCUUCUGAAGCAUGUUGUUACAAACCACACAGUGAACCGAUUGUUGGUGACCAACGAUGGUCAGCCGUUCAACGACAAUGACUGGUCACGAUUGAAGCGCAUUGCUGAAGGAAAUCCUGACGAAACUAAGAUAGGAGCAUUUGGAGUUGGAUUCUAUAGUGUCUUUGCCGACUGUGAAGAACCAUUUAUUUCAUCUGGAAAAGAAGCCAUGGCAUUUUAUUGGAAGGGGAAUUCCCUAUUCACACGACGACUGCAACUUUCCAAGUCAGACUCGAGCAAAGAUACCAGUUUUGUUCUCGACUAUCGGAAUACAACGUCUGCUGUGCCUCCUCUGCUGCAAGUGUCACAGUUCCUCGCCAGCAGUUUGACGUUUGUCGGCAUCCAAAAUCUAGAGCUCUGGUUAGAUAACCAUAACAUUCUUACUCUAUCGAAAAAGACUGCCCCCAGUUCGACGGUUGAGAUUCCCCAUGAUAUUGAAACCAAAACUAGCGAGGGUUUAAUGAAGAUAAAAAGUGUAAUGCAGGAAGUUUCUCAGAUUGAUGGUAGUUGGAUGGACAUUGUUGGUUGGAGGGUGCCACGAUCAGGCGCCUCAAACUUUGACAGCUUUAGAAACAACGACCAGGCACCUGCCAUGCGGACCUUUUUUUCGCGGUUGACUCGAGCGUCAGCAUCCAAAGAAGAUGUAUCUUCGCGGACGGCGAAGUCUCGAAACGAUACAGUAGAGAAGAAUCUGACAUCACGAUCAUCGACAGUGAUCUUUCUAAACGUUAACACGGCGACUAUUGAAACAUUCACAAGUCGUUCGUUCAAGGACGAACUGGAAAGAGCCACGAAGAAACCACCGCCAAAGACGACGAAGCUGGCGAUUCUGACCUCUCCGCAUAUACCAGAAGCCGAUGUGAACGACUCUAGCUCUGGGAAAGCGGCUUCGGCUGAUGUUUUCGCCAGUAUCUUGCCCACAAGGUCAGGACGCAUAUUUAUAGGGUUUCCUACCCACCAAACUACUGGCUUGAGAGCGCACAUUUCGGCUCCCUCUGUGAUACCAACAGUUGAGAGAGAAAGCAUCGACCUCAAUGCUCGGUGGGUCCGGACUUGGAAUAUGGAGAUGCUUAGGGCGGCUGGUAUCGUAUGCCGGAUUGCAUUCUCCUCAGAAAUGACCACUCUAAAUAGCGAUAUUCAAAGGUCUCUUGCGAAAUCGGGUAAAUCCAAAGUGAGAGUAGAUGAUAUUCAGGCUUCCCUCCCAGCCGCAGUAAAUACAGCGAGGACUUUUUCUUUCCAGGAGUCUACUCCAUCUGCUCAGACCGGUCAAAUUAUCGAGGACGCAUUCUGGACAUGCAACUACAAGGCUUCGAUCGACGUUCUAUCUACUUGUGGCGUGCUUCCAAACCAUGAAGUACGCAUUGCGCCAAAAAAUCUGAGCUUUAUGGAAGGCAUUCCGGCGCUUCCUGAGCAACUAGUCUCAGACGCCAAGACGUUCGUCGAUCGUCUCAUCGACUACGGCCUUAUCACAGAGGUUACGGUCUCUGAUAUCAAGAGUGCGCUUGAGAGGAGCGCACUCUCAGCUCAGCAUGUUCACGAAUUCCUGGUUUGGCUAGGUGAGCAGUCAAAAAGUGGCAAACUUGAUAAGAACACGGUCAAGAAUCUAUUGUCUGUUGCAGUAGCCAAUGAAGAGACAUCCGACGGGAAAUCGAGUCAAGUAAUCGUCCUUGGUAGCAUGAAGGCCUUUUUAAACCCAACCAAAAUACCAGCAGAACUGCCUGUGCCGUCAUGGACUAUGCCCUUCAGGUACACGAGGCAUUUAUCCAGGGCCGACCUAGAAGGGUAUGGUUGGGAAGAAUUGCAGAUUGUGCCCUGGCUAAAGUGGCUCCUCGAAGAGGCCGGCAACCGGAACACACUGUCUGCUAAUCAAGAUCUCACUCAAUCAUCACAAUUUGCUGCUCAGGUCUUGCCUGUGCUGUCAAAGCAAUGGGACGUUUUGAGCCAGUCGUCCAAAAGCACAAUUGUUGAACUUCUUGCGCCACAAACAAUAAUUCCAACCAAAUAUGGCAUGCGGAAACCAGGCGACGCAUAUUUCCCCAGUGUCAAGGUCUUUGAUGAUCUUCCAAUAGUUACCGGACUGAACAGUGUAAAGGACAAGAUACUUGUUGCUCUCGGUGUACGGAAGACGUUGGAACUUGGAGUGGUUUUUAGCCGCCUGUUGUCUGACGCAGUCCAACCUGGAGGUGCUAUCACGAACGAGAAAUCGGAAAAGCAACACAUUCGCCUAAUUCAGUAUUUGGCAUCCGUGCGCGAGGAUAUUCCAAGCACUGAUAUCCAGAGACUUCGAGAUACACCAAUAUGCCCGAAGGAAGUGCAGCAGGAACCCCAUAAAUUCUCCGCUGAACGCUACAAAGUUUCCACACUCUAUGAGCCACGGCUACCUCUGCGAGAGUUAGGACUCCCGAUACUGAGCUGGUCAGGACCUUACCGCAGUGGCAGCCCAGAAGGCAAAUUGUUGGUCGUUUUAGGACUGAGGACCACACCCUCUGCUGGUGAGCUCAUUGAAAUUAUGGCUCGAGCAGUGAAGAAGGGUGACGGUACACUUCGCGACAAAGCGAUGGCCUACUUCAUUGCCAAUCAUUACAUCAACAAUUAUGGAGCGUAUGAUUAUUCUCAGGUUACGCUGCCAUUUUUACCGCUACAGUCUUCCGGUAGUCUUAGCACGCCAUCACAUUGCUUCACGGACGAAGGAGCUGCUCUAUUGGGCUUCGAUGUUCUUAGACGAGAGUUGCAGCCACAUGCAGCAAAGUUCGGCGUCAGAAUUCAUCCCCCAAUGGAUGAAUGCAUUGCAGUUCUCCUACGCAAGCCGCCCACGAACAAGAAAGAAGCUAGGACACUGUUUGCCUACUUCUCUGGACGCUUGGGUGAGAUCAAUUCCGCAAAUAUACCGCGUCUAAGCCAGGCCAAAUUUGUCCCUAUCAUCACUUCUAAGGCUCAAAGUGAAAAACCGGCUGCCCCGAGGUAUGUCUCGCCUCAUACAUGUUUCUUGGGAGGAAGCGACAGCUACGGAGAAAUCUUUGAUUUUGUAGACUUCGGACAAGAAGCAAACACCUUUUUGUUAAAAUGCGGCUCUAAACAAGAGCCUACCAAAGUAGAAAUUGCUCAGAUCCUGGUCAAUGAACCGGCGCGCAUCUCCUCGACAUUUCGAGACCCUGAGAGGUAUCUUAACCUGUUGAGAAACCUAGCAGAUGCCUUGCCAGCGCUGAAGAAAGAGAAAGACCUGCUUAAAGCCAUGAAGAGGGCACCGUUUCUCCUAGCUAGCAAGGAUAUUGUCUCUACACCAAUAAUGACGGAUCGAGCUGAUGAGGCGGACGACUUCGAUGAUGAAGAGGUUCAUGGGAUCAAAGAAUGGCAGCUUACAAGCGCGGCAGACGCUAUCAUUGUUGAUGAUUAUCCUAGCUACAAUCUCUUCAGGACAGAUAUUCUGGCGGCACCUCAAGAAACAACAUUGGAAGAUUUCUAUUACAACUUAGGCUCUCCUCUUCUAAGCAGUCUGAUUGAAGAAUCCGCCACCUACGGUUCUCAGGUGCACGACCAGAAAUCAGUUGUCAGGCUACAAAAGCAAAUAUGCGAGCGGUCAAGACUCUUCUUACAUGAUCAGCCACCAGAUGCUAUCAAGCAUGAUUCAAGAUGGCUGGAGAAGAGUUUGAAGGUUAUCGCUGUGUCCUCAAUCAAACUGAGAAGGUCCCUCAGAGGCAGAAAUUUGCAUCAUGUAGAUCGACGCAGUGCCGCCGUCACACGAUCGGGUCGCGACUAUACCCUGUGGAUUUCAGGUAGUAGCAUCGAUUACUACCAAGUCAGCCAGUCCUUGGUCCACCUACUGCUCAAUAGGCCAAAGCUGCACUCUGCCUUGACUCUUGAACUGCUCUUAAAAACCGAGCUUAAAGAGUUAGGGGCGCGUGGAUUUAACGUUUCGAGGAUUCUGCGACAGAAGGCGGCUGAGAAGCGCUUGGCAGAUCAGCAGCAGCAGCUCGAAGAGGAACGCAGGAGAAUCGAGGAUCAGGAGAAGGCUUGGAACGAUUCACAACAGAAACAAGCCAGCGAGCAGGCUAAGGAGCCUGGCAUACCAGGGGGCUUUCCAACGGAGUCUCCACAAGCGAAGAACGGUACACAAAGACUCAGUGAGGUCGAGAAUGACGAGCAGAUCCGCCGGGUGCCGCAAGGAUUGUUUGAAACCUGGAGGAAUAGGCUGGGUCUCAGUGAAGCACCCAAACCUGCAAGGCCUCAAUCUUCUAGCGGUGGCUCCAUACCCACUACCAACCACCAAGCCAUCACCAACGGCGAGGAGCCACCUCCACCUUACUCCCAAGAGAAUAAGCCCGGUCAACAGAAGACCCUUACCGCAAACCCGGUAACCGCGCCCCACCAAAUGCAACAAAACCUCCUCUCCGCCAUCAAGAAGUCCCGGGCCUACAACUCCAACGCCCUCUACUCCCGUGGCGAAACCAACCAAAUCGCCGAAACGCGCUCCUACUGCGACGAAAAGAUGGCGCAGAACCUAACCUUCAUCGCCUCCGGCGCCCACGGCAUCAACAUCUUCCUUUCCACCCAACAACAACAACAACAACAGCUACCGCCGAUCGACCCAUCCACCUUCCUAACCCAGCACUCCACCGGCCUCACCGCCUUCGCCACCCUCCUCAAAGAAGCCGCCUCCGUCUUCGCGCUCGAUCUCUCGAGCCUCAACAUCUUCUACGACAACGGGAAAAGCAUCGCCUUCAACCGCCAGGGCAGCAUCUUCUGUAACUACCUCUAUUUCCAGCAACUGCAUGAGGAGAGGCUGGUCCGCGGGGAUGGCGAUCGCGGCGACGCGCUGCUCUAUUGGUGGGUCACGCUGUGUCAUGAGCUGGCGCAUAAUCUGGUGUCGGAUCAUAGUGCGGAACAUAGUUAUUAUAUUGAGGGCUUUGUCAUGGAGUAUGCGAGGAGGAUGGUUGCGAAGUUGGGGGAGAAGGCGCCGGGAGGGAAGAGGGUGAGGGGCGAGCUGGAUGCGGUUGACUGA
Messenger RNA from Endocarpon pusillum Z07020, 5286 nucleotides. RefSeq lists its product as uncharacterized. The transcript has a single exon. The coding region runs from base 1 to 5286 and encodes 1761 amino acids. Lineage: Eukaryota; Fungi; Ascomycota; Eurotiomycetes; Verrucariales; Verrucariaceae. The record is from RefSeq and is a predicted model, not a curated record.